AUGGGUGCUACGUCUUUUCUUAUUCUCCGGCCUUCUCUCUAUAAUUUAUUUAAUUGCGGUUUUCAGAUGCAAGAUCUCGAUAUCAAUGUGAAAGAUGUAGCGUCAGGCCAACGACGACUUAUGUGUCUAGGAGAUGUUUGUAUGAAGAAUUCGAGUACAAAGGUCGUUGAAAAAGUAUUUAUGGUUUUAUUUGAUGAUAUCCUUGUGUGCUUGCAACGCCGUAGUAAUCAAAAAUAUGUGUUUAUCCAACAGGAGCAAUCGGUGUUCCCUGUCAGUGGCCUCAUUCUGCGACCAGCCGAUCGUAGCGCAUCUGUGAUGAUCAUCUCUGGUGCCAUUACAAAGCCAGCACUCCUAGAAGUGGAGUUCAACUCAAAAACGGAUCGCCAGAAAUGGAUCAAAACGCUGGAGACGGCUAUUCAUAGCGCCCCUGUCAAAGUUCGGAUGUCGCCGCGAAAUGAGGACGAAGCCGCUAGGCAAAUUGAGAUCGAACGGCAAGUCCAGGUGAGACGACAGAAGGAAGCCGAAGAAGCCUGGCUACGGAAGCUGGAUGAGAUGUUC
This is a messenger RNA of Cooperia oncophora, 558 nucleotides long. Lineage: Eukaryota; Metazoa; Nematoda; Chromadorea; Rhabditida; Trichostrongylidae. The record is from the annotation of a GenBank genome assembly.